UGCUGUAAAUUAAAAAUAUCGGUCGGAGCGUCACGUAACAUUGCGUGAUUUUCGAAACGUGACAUGCAGUUGCUGCAUUAUUUUAAAACUUAGACACUACGUGGCCCCGUAUUUAUUUAAGAGGGCUUCAUUUACAAGCAUUGUAAUGUCCAACUUAAGAAGAGCUUAAUAGAAAGUACUUUUGAUUUUAUCUCAGUUUAAAAAUUAUUUAGCCAAAACGAAAAAGACAUUAAUAAUAUCAUAUAAAAUUUAAAAAAAAUGGACUAAGCAUUUAAAUCAGUGUACCAAUUUAAUGCAGUAUACAUUUACAACAAGAAGUCGAUUUUUGUCCAUAAACUUAUCUAAUCCCUAGAUUUGUUUUUUCCUGUAAAGAAAAAUUACUCUGAACUUGCCUGCCAAUAUGGAGUGAUGCAGCAAACAAAGUUGGGGAACAUAGUUGUGAAAGAGUUCUUAGAAACCAACAAUGUACAACUCUCCAGAUUGAAACAGUUUCGGGAAAAAACUCCUGCUGCUAGACGGAGGCAGAACCGAACGCAGGGUGGAGAGAUAUCAGUGCCACUACCACGCACAAAUGAUCAAAUAAGGGAAACAUUAAGGUGUAAAAGUGAAAGUGGAGAGUAUAUUCUUGGGGAAAUGAUUGUACCCGAAACAUACAAGAAAGUUGUCCUUGAUAAAGAUGUGACUAUCAAGACAGAACUGUUCACAGUAUCAGGUCGAAAAAUACCGCUGUCAGACAUCCGAGACAAAACACUCAAGCAACAUGAAAAGUUAGGACUCAUGCAUGCCCGAACCGAUGAAGAUUAUGCUGCUAUGACCAAAGAACAAGUUAAAAAAAGGAUUGCACAACUAAAUGAACAUACUAGUUGCCUUAAUACUGCAACUUUGGAUGACUUGAAAAACUAUUUGGAACAUGUUGAGAGGACAAGACAUCUUAUGGUCUGGGCAGACAACUCAACCCUUUUAAACCAUGGCUAUCUGUUAUUGACUGUGAAUGCUGUGUUUGACAAGGCACUUUACUUCACAAAUAAAGAAAUGGAAGACCAAGGAAAAGGAAAUGUUGAUGUACAGUCGCUUGUAGAAUGGCCACAAGUUUACAUCCUGGCAAGAUGUGGGUCAGCAGAAGCUGAACAAAUAGCAUAUAUAAAUACCAGAAAGGCAUGUUUGCAAGGCCUGAAAAACAAUGUGGUGACAUCAAAUGGAGUUCAAAUCACAGAUGUCACGAGACGUUUUCACAGUGAUGGCCCACAGCAGGAAUUUGAGAGUGGUGAACAGAAGGGUGGAAAUGCUGGUUGUUCGGGCUGCAGUGGUGAUGCUAAAAAGUACAAGUAUUUAUCUGUUUCACUUUCUAAACCCUUGUUAUCACUAACAGAUCGUUUAAGGAAAGUUAUUCAAGGGCCUGCAGGCAGAAAGAAGAGAAAUGGGGGACUCAAACCCUUCAAAAAUCUACACUUGGAAGAGUUAAGAGAGGAAUGCCAAGCAAUGGGGCUACCUACAGAUGGCAAGAAGAAGGAUCUUGAAGAGACCUUGAAAGAGGAAAUGGGGGGAAUUCAAAGGGUGCCAGCAAUGAUGUUCUUUGAUCAGGAAAGGACACUGGAAGAAAUCAAUUUGGGUAUUAAUUUGAGUUUGUGCUACAUAAAAGAAAUGCUAACACAGUGACUAAAAGAAUGAAAUUUGGAGAAAAUCGCUUGGUCUGUUUCACUGCAUUUAGUGAUGUUUAAUUACAUGUAGCAUUAAUAUUUAAAUGAUAAGAUCUAGGAAAUCAAUAUUUUUGUUAGUAAA
Stylophora pistillata is the source of this 1779-nucleotide messenger RNA. RefSeq lists its product as uncharacterized. The record is from RefSeq and is a predicted model, not a curated record. Lineage: Eukaryota; Metazoa; Cnidaria; Anthozoa; Scleractinia; Pocilloporidae.